Molecule: messenger RNA, 5974 nt
Organism: Gallus gallus (chicken)
Lineage: Eukaryota; Metazoa; Chordata; Aves; Galliformes; Phasianidae
Gene: DCAF12L2
Product: DDB1 and CUL4 associated factor 12 like 2
Exons: 9
Coding region: 166-1536 (456 amino acids)
Cellular component (GO): Cul4-RING E3 ubiquitin ligase complex
Molecular function (GO): protein binding
Source: RefSeq, marked validated
GGGGAAAUGUCGUGAAGGGCGGUCCGGAGGGGCCUGCGGCGGAGAGAGCGGCCGGGCUCGGCUGCCGGCACUUAAUGCCCCGUGUCCUGGCGGCCGCCUGCUCCGUCUGCUCCAUGUGGGGCCCGGACCGGGCUCUCGGCCUCUCUUCUUCACUUUCCUUCUACUAUGGCCAGGAAAACAGUUAGCAGGAAGCGGAAAGCGGCGGCGGCGUCCGCCGCGGGGCCCGGGGGUCUCUACGGGGAGCAGUAUGGAUGGGAUCAUUCAGUGCACAAAAGGAAGCGGCUUCCCCCAGUGAAGCGGUCCCUGGUGUAUUACCUAAAAGGCAGGGAGGUCUGGAUGCAGAAUGAGUCCAGCUACCACCGCCUGUUGCACGGAUAUGCAGCCCAGCAGCUUCCCAGCCUCCUGAAGGAGAGGGAGUUUCAUCUCGGAACCCUCAAUAAAGUGUUUGCCUCCCAGUGGCUGAACCACCGGCAAGUGGUAUGCGGGACAAAAUGCAACACAUUAUUUGUGGUAGAUGUCCAGACCGGUCAAAUUACCAAGAUUCCUAUUCUGAAAGACCGUGAGCCUGGCAUGGUGAACCAGCAGGGCUGUGGGAUUCACGCCAUUGAGCUCAACCCCUCAAGGACCCUUCUGGCUACAGGUGGAGACAACCCCAACAGUCUUGCAAUUUAUCGUCUGCCUACACUUGAUCCUGUCUGUGUGGGAGAUGAUGGACAUAAGGACUGGAUAUUUUCAAUUGCAUGGAUCAGUGAUACUAUGGCUGUUUCUGGUUCUCGAGAUGGUUCAAUGGGUCUCUGGGAAGUCACAGAGGAUGUGCUGUCCAAAAGUGAUUCCAGACACAACUUGUCUCAAGUUCCUGUCUAUGCCCACAUAACACACAGGGCUCUGAAGGAUAUCCCUAAAGAGAACACCAAUCCUGACAACUGCAAAGUUCGAGCACUGGCUUUCAACAAUAAAAACAAGGAGCUGGGAGCUGUGUCCCUAGAUGGGUACUUUCAUCUUUGGAAAGCAGAGCACACACUGUCAAAGUUGCUGUCCACGAAAUUGCCAUACUGCAGGGAGAAUGUGUGUUUGGCUUAUGGUCAGGAGUGGUCAGUGUAUGCUGUAGGAUCACAGGCACAUGUCUCCUUCCUGGAUCCAAGGCAGCCUUCUCAUAAUGUUAAAUCUGUCUGUUCCAAAGAACGAGGCAGUGGCAUUCGAUCAGUGAGCUUCUAUGAACACAUCAUCACAGUGGGAACAGGGCAUGGUUCCUUACUGUUCUAUGAUAUCAGAGCCCAGAGGUUCCUGGAUGAAAGGCCCCCACGUGCCUGCUAUGGACAGAAGCAGAAAUUAGGAGGAAGUGAAAUUCUGAAGCUGACUACAGGGAAAGGUUGGCUGAAUCACGAUGAAACCUGGAGGAAUUAUUUUUCUGAAAUUAAUUUCUUCCCAAAUGCUGUUUACACCCACUGCUACGACUCAUCUGGAACGAAGCUCUUUGUGGCAGGCGGCCCUCUUCCUUCAGGACUUCACGGGAAUUAUGCUGGUCUCUGGAGCUAAUGAUAACUCUUUACAAAUGCUGAUCCUUACACAGUUUUCUACUUUCUUUUCCUUUGUUUUAACAGUGAAUGAAACUGUGUGAUGCCAUUGAAUUCUGUUUUAAAUGCAAGUAAUUUUUUGUCAGAGUUUUCUGUUGGCCUCCAACAGUUUUAUACAUCUCUUUGAACCAGUUCUUUGCUUUAACCUCCUUGAUCCUUUAUAUGAUGGGUGUUUGAUAUCCCUUUCUAUUUUAUUUACUCAAAAUGACUCCCCCACAUUUAGGCUAUCUUGGCCACACGCCCCCUCCCCUACUUUGCUGUGAGGUAGGAUUCCUUUCUAAUGGAGCGGUUGCUCCUGCGCUUUCUGUGAAAGUCUAGGGGCUGUGUGUGUGCAGGUACUUUGUGUCAGUUACAUUACCUGGAGUGAGGACUACUUGUAAUUAGAAAAUAUUAAAAAUAUUUAUAAGAGAUAAGCUACUACUUUAUCUGCAGAGCCUGGCCCUGGCCUGGGUUGAUCUUAUUUUUUAAAAGUACAAGUCUAAUGAUACUGUUUAUAUGUAAAGGAAUACAGUAAUUUUAAGCUGUACUCAUUGGAGCCCAGGGAUAGACUCCCCAGGGGUAUUACCCAUCAAGCCUAAGCUGCAGAAGCACAGGAGUUCUCAAAAGUGCAUUUACAUUUUAAUUGUAGUUUUCAGCAGUGCCAGGAGCAAAAACAUGAUCUUCUGUUCCUGUACUUGAUCCAGGUAUCAGCUUACGCAGCUGGAGUUUGAGUAGGCUGUUCUGCAGCUUGGUGGUUGCAGAAUAACAUUACAUUGAGGGGCCUGCAGAGGUGAUGAAAGGAAAUGGGGGCUAGGGGUACAAGUUUUAUUGACAAGAAUAAGUGAACUAAACUAUUUUCCAAGCAAGCCAAGGUUCCCAAGUAUGCUGCUAUGGUAGCUCGUGGGUUAUUUUCAGACAGCCUAAAGCCCAGGUUUUUUGUCCCAGGUUAUGGAAUUUUUUCCAUUUUUUUUUUAAUCUGUUCUGGUCAUUAGGGUUGUUAGCUAUCUGCUCUGAUAAGCUAAUUGAAUAAAGAAACUAUUUUUUCCUCUAAGGUUAAAGAGUGUGUCUCAGACUUGUCUAAUGCAGGCUUAAAGCUUACCACGUACCAAGAUAACUUGCUGUUAGCUCAUGUUGCGUUAGUAUCCACUGUCAUGUAGCUUGCAAUAGGAGAUGUUCAGUCUUUCCCAGACUCCCCUACUGCCUUCUCUGUUUGAACUCUUUUGAAUUUUACUUGGGACUGUGGGUGGGGAGAACAGAUCCAGUGCCUUUUGGGUCCAGCUGUGAAGUGUAUGCACUUGAGUAUGGUGAUCUUAUCUAAUUCUAAGCUAAAAUGCCGGGCUCCAGAGUGCUAUCCCUGGUCCUCCAGUAGGUACCAGGAACUCGUGCCUCGUUACCAUCUGCUGCUGAGAUGAACACUGGAGCAGAGUGCAUGCCUUGGCCUCGCUGCUUUGGUGCCAAAUGAGCAGCUGAAGCUGAGGAGAAAAGGCAAGACUGGGACAUGCUCUUUUCUCCUGUCUCUGCUGGAGAUUACAGCUGCCACAGUAGAGCGACUCUAGUUUCUGCGAGAGUUCCUGCCAGAUUUAUCAGAGCUACUUAGCACAGUCUGAUUGUGUCCUUACAGUCCUCCUGUCUUUGUACGCAGUGUCUUCAUCAAUAAUGCCAAGCAGUGAGACCCUGGCUUACAUCUUUUGCUGAUGGGAUUACACAGUGUAACAGUCUUGUUCCUGAGGGUGAACAGGCUGGUUUAUUUGGCAUUAGGCACCAAGUAGAGAAGGUAACUAAUUGUAGCAGACCUUCAGUCCUUACUUCCUGCUGUUCAACUUUUCAGGAAUAAUGGGAUCUUGUGCUGCUAUUGACUGUAGGAAGCUGUUCAUUUUACCUCUCACGUCUUUUAAGUAGACUACAUUUUUCUUAUUUAUAAUCACAUGCAAUCAAACUAGUGACUUUCAUGUUCAGUAAUGCCCAGCCUGCAGUACUGGGAAACAACCUCUCAGCAACAAUCAGGUGUUAGUUAACAGACAUUCCCAUGGAACCUGAAGCUACAAUGCAAUGUUAGCUUGAGCAUAGCAUUGCAGGUGAUGCUCACUCUCUUCACAGACACCUAGUUCUUGGCCAUUCCCUCAGCCUUCCCUGUUGUACAGUCAGCUCAGCCAAGGAGAAGUACUACUGUUCUCCCCAGGUGUUUUCUGGGACUGUUGUAAAGCAUUGAGUCCAUUGUUUUGUCCCUUCAUCAGUGCUACUGGUGUUAGUCCAAGGUGAGUAAAUUACCAAAGAAUAGUAAAUAGGUGUUUGUUCAUAGUCUCAGUUGUUCAUUUUCCACAUAGAUCCAUUUUAAAAUAAUUUGCAAGAGUGCCCAGAGACCUGACCAGAUUUAGUCUGUCCACGAAGGUUGCAUUUGUAUUGUGAGUGAUUCUUGUGACUCCCUUAAUGAGGGAGACUCCUGAAUUUCAUUAUGGGGAUAUUUUUGCUGCCUCUGUUUGAGGUCUUUGGCAGCAUUUUUGUAUCUUAAGGAUUAAAAUAAUUGUGUAUCAGUUACUCUUCUGUAGAAUUUCAACCUCUUUCUUCACUUGAGCACUUGCUUUGUAUAUAGCUUGCAGCUGCAGAGUUACAAAAUUAAAGUUGUGUUCCAUCUAUAUUAAGUGGUGGUUUGGUGUCUUACUUUUACUUUUACAGUCCCCUCAUCUGAGAGGGACUGACCUUGUGAUGAACAGAUUUCCCUCACCUGGUGCAAAUGUGAAAUAAAGCAGGCUUAUCUAGACUGUUUGUGGAGGUUGCCUAUUUUGUUUGAUUGCAAGAAACCAUGAACAGAUUGGCCAUCAGUCACUGCGUCUCAGCAAUGCAGUGGCAUCUUACAGCAUCUUACAUCUUACAGCAGCUAGGUGGGAGCUCUGAGAUCUAUUUGUGGUGGUCUGAUACCCUUAUUUUCUAUAAACCCACUUUUCCAAGGUGUCUGAGAGGUUCUUAAUCACUUUGUUGCAAUUGCUGCUAUAUUUCUGUCACUCACCUUGGGUGCAGCUCAUUCCUAGGAAUGCUGUGUGAUGCAGACAGAGCUGGCCUUCUGGUAGCUCCUGCUGCACAAGCCAUAUGCACCCUUUCUGGCUUGAAGUCAAAUGAAAAUUGCCCAUUGUGCACUGCUGGUCAUCCCACAGCUGCAACCCAUGAUGUGGCCUCCACUUAAAAUAAGUUUCUCAGUGUUGCAAUGCCUUCACAGUUUAUCUUAAGGUUCUGAAGCACGUACACCAGGAAUUUGUCCAUGUUGCAUACAAGGAAAGCAGAAAUACAGCUGCAUCUUGUCUGAAGGGAUCUCCUGUGUGUGCUUUCCCUUGCUUCUGCACUUCACUGUGGUGAGGAGGGGCAAGGAAGGGCACAAGAAAAGAAGAAGAAAGCCCAAAUAAGUGUUUGGUAUUGCUCUCAGAACACUUGAUUUUAACAGCACGAAGGUGAUGGUUACUCAUUGCUCAAGAGGUAGUUGUGAAAGGGCUUAAUCAGAAACGUUUUCAGAGAGCUCAAAUAGAUGUCCCUUCCAUUCUUUUUUUCUCCUUUUUCCAUGUUAAUUUUUAAGGAGUUAAAUUAGGAGAUGUCUUUUUACUUAUUAUGCUGUGUUUCUUUAUCAAAACCAUGUGCUGUUUCGUUAUUAAAAAAAAAACAAAGAAAUAAAAAAAAAAAAGAAAAAAGCUCUUGACAGAAAGGAAUCUUUACAAUUAAAAAUCGAGUGCCUCUGAUAUCCUGCUGGAAGUGAGAAGGUCUAAGAGUGCACACAGACCCAAUGCAGGGUUCCAGCUCUGGUGGUAUAGAAAGUGCAGGCUGCCUGACUGCUUCUGGACUGGAAAAGAAAUCAAUACAUCAAACACCUGAUUGCAUACAAAUUCAGUCCAUUUGACUUAAACCAGAAGAGAGAUGUAUAAAAACACUUGCAGUGUACAGUGGGAUGUCUCUAGUUCUGGAUGUCGAUUCUUUGGUCUCAGAACAAAAAUCUAGGAAUCAACACUUGGUUUUCUUAGAAAUUGCUUUUUUAGAUUCCCUUAUUAAGAGGGGAAUUUCAGGUGCUGAAUUUUAAUCUCAUUAAACUUGUACUUUUUAUUUGCCCAUUCACCUGGUCUCCUUUCUUUUUCAAGGCCUCCCACAGUCUCAGGGUGUGUAAAUCACUACGACUCAUCCAAAUAAUACUGAAAUGGACCAACCAGAGGUUAAUGUGCCUUUCUCUUCUGGUACCUUGAUCUUUGUAAAGCUAUCUCACAAACUCGUUGCUGUCUUAGGGCUGGGUGCAUGCUUUGUCUUUUUCUAAGAUGAACGUGUUGAAGUUGCAACAGGUUUGUACUGUUAACUUUCUGUGACUUGUUUCAUUUGUUUUAGGGUCUGGUGUCAGCACAAAUCAAUGCACUGGUUUGUCUUGGAAUAAAUCUUACCUGUGACUUCUGUCA